This is a messenger RNA of Acipenser ruthenus (sterlet), 5111 nucleotides long. Its product is annotated as probable ATP-dependent RNA helicase ddx6. Gene Ontology annotation, biological process: P-body assembly; cytoplasmic stress granule assembly. The transcript is spliced from 14 exons. NCBI's taxonomy places the organism in Eukaryota, Metazoa, Chordata, Actinopteri, Acipenseriformes, Acipenseridae. Gene Ontology annotation, cellular component: cytoplasmic stress granule; P-body. Gene Ontology annotation, molecular function: mRNA binding; ATP binding; RNA helicase activity. The record is from RefSeq and is a predicted model, not a curated record. Bases 501 to 1955 code for a protein of 484 amino acids.
AUCAGGAAGGAAGCCAUCUUGAAGUUUCAGUUUAUAGAAAAUAAAACAGACACGAAAAUAAAAAACUGAAUGAAAACCUAAAGAAAUACGACAACUAUCGCAGAAAUCCGCGGUUGAAGAGAACAGUGGCAAACCGCCAGAGGCUAGAGCAGCGAGACGAGAGUGGAUUUUAACACCCCAGUGAUUUGUUCUGACUUCACAGAAGCUGGGCCGUUUGACUCUCGGACUGCUUCACAGAGAGAGACUGUAACAGGUGCUGGCCUGCAUCGCAAUAUUGGGGACUCAAACUUCUAUUGAGCGACAAUUUAAAACGAGAGAUCAUUCAAAGGAAAAAUCUCGACAAAAAACUACUACAGAAAUCUCUUUUUGGAGAAUUGUAUACAUAUACAUACAUAUAAAUAUAUAUAAAAUAAGAUUGCAGGUUUUUUUAUGCUGCAGACUUUUGGAAUUAAAACGUUGUAUUAAAGAUUUUGUAAAAACAGAGACUCUAUUGUAUAAGGAUGAGCACUGCGAGAAUGGAGACGCCAGUGAUUCUGGGUUUGUCCAAUCAGAAUGGGCAGCUUCGAGGCCCCGUGAAGCCCCCAGGGGGCCCAGGGGGGGGUGGCGGAGGGGUGACCCCCACGCAACAGACCAACCAGAUCAAGAACGCCAGCGUGAACAAUGGGAACCCCUAUCCGGCACAGACCCCCAACAGCACCAUCAAGCCAGGUGAUGACUGGAAGAAGAAUUUGCAAGUCCCAACCAAGGAUAUGAGAAUGAAAACUUCGGAUGUGACGGCGACAAAAGGCAACGAGUUUGAAGAUUACUGCCUGAAGCGGGAGCUGCUGAUGGGAAUAUUUGAAAUGGGCUGGGAGAAGCCAUCGCCCAUCCAGGAGGAGAGCAUUCCCAUUGCACUGUCUGGUAGGGAUAUUCUGGCCAGAGCCAAGAACGGCACAGGAAAGAGUGGAGCCUACCUCAUCCCCUUACUGGAACGCAUAGACCUGAAGAAGGACUGCAUACAAGCUUUGGUCGUGGUCCCCACCAGGGAGCUGGCGCUGCAGGUCAGCCAGAUCUCCAUCCAGGUCAGCAAGCACAUGGGCGGAGUCAAGGUGAUGGCUACCACGGGAGGCACCAACCUGCGCGAUGACAUCAUGAGGCUGGACGAGACUGUGCACGUGGUGAUCGCAACACCGGGCCGCAUCCUGGAUCUCAUUAAGAAGGGGGUGGCCAAGGUUAGCAAAGUGCAGAUGAUUGUACUGGAUGAGGCAGACAAGCUGCUCUCCCAAGACUUUGUGCAGAUAAUGGAGGAGAUCAUCGGCACUCUGGCCAAGAACAGACAGGUCCUGCUGUACUCCGCCACCUUCCCCACCAGUGUACAGAAAUUCAUGAGCACGCACCUGCAGAAGCCCUAUGAGAUUAACCUGAUGGAGGAGCUGACCCUGAAGGGGGUCACGCAGUACUAUGCCUACGUGACGGAGAGGCAGAAGGUGCACUGUCUCAACACCCUGUUCUCACGGCUCCAGAUAAACCAGUCUAUAAUCUUCUGUAACUCGUCCCAGCGGGUAGAGCUGCUGGCUAAAAAGAUUUCCCAGCUGGGCUACUCCUGUUUCUACAUCCACGCUAAAAUGAGGCAGGAGCAUCGUAACCGUGUGUUCCACGACUUCAGGAAUGGCCUGUGUCGCAAUCUCGUUUGCACUGACCUGUUUACUCGUGGUAUUGACAUCCAGGCUGUGAACGUGGUGAUCAACUUCGACUUCCCCAAGCUGGCGGAGACGUACCUGCACCGCAUCGGCAGAUCCGGCCGGUUCGGGCACCUGGGUCUGGCCAUUAAUCUGAUCACCUACGACGACCGGUUCAACCUGAAGGGCAUCGAGGAGCAGCUGGGCACGGAGAUCAAGCCCAUUCCCGGCAGCAUCGACAAGAGCCUGUAUGUGGCGGAGUACCACAGCGAGACCGGGGAGGAGGACAAGCUGUGAGGAGCCCCAGGAGUACAUCGCCAUCUGAUGAACUGAAUUUUUUUUUUUUUUGUUUUGUUUUUGAGCUCGUGUUUGACACCAUUUUCUUGGGGAUAUUGUUCUUCACUUCUCUUUUGGACUUGUAAAAGAGGAAACGCAUCAUUUCAUUUUUUUUUUUUUUUUUUUGCUGGGAGAUUGAGCAUAAAGAGGCAUACUGUGGAACUUGCCUUCUCUCUCACUUCGCUCCACACUGCGUGCAUCAGGCCGAGGUCUCAGAAGCACGAACAGAACCAGACUGUUGAGCAAAAGCACUUGGAGGAGCAAGGAAGGAAGGGAAGGAGGAUGGGACUUGAAAGCAAUUCUGCAGCAGAGUACAGAAACCUGCUAGACUCUUAGUGAAACCUCUCCUUACCCUUCAUUUACAUGUGAGCGUUGUCAUACCAAUGCAGCCAAUCUGAACUUCUCCCAACCCCUCCCUCAUUUUUUUUUUUUUAUUUUUUAUUUGAAGGCUUUUAGCUAUUUGUAUGAAGUGCCUUACGAAGCAACAGAACCACUGAAUAAGAACCCUGCCUGCUCACUUCGCUGCCCUGCUGAUGCCCAAUCUUCCCACCCCAGCAGUUAAUUUUGUAUUAUUUUACAUCAAACGUGCAUCUAGGGCAGGCUGGAACUUUUUAAAUAGAAAAACCAGUAACAGGAGAGGUUGAAAUUGAACUACCAAUAGAAGCUUGCUUGCCAUCUGUGUGUGUUGCAAAAAUACUGCACGCGCAUCUGACGGGUUUCUGAAGAAACGGCUAGGGCUAAAUAUUCAUGAUUUGUUUGCAGAAGUUUAUUUUAUAUUUAAAAAAAAAAAAAAAUUGGCACACUAAAACAACUCAUUUUUUGAUGCUCAGUUGAAACACUAACAGGAAAUAUCUUUUCAGCUGCAACAUUAAAUAAGAUUACGAGCGAUGGCGAUUUGUAAAGUAAUCUGUGUUGAAGUCCCUGUGCUUUCUCAUGCCCCUGGAAUCUGUGUCACACGGUGUAAACUUUGUAAAUGGUGUUUCGUUUUUGUUUUUUGUGUGUUUUUGGUUAGGUUUUAUAUUUGAACACAAGUUGCCAAGGCUGGAGCAUUUGCUGUGAGAGUUGGUUGCAUGCCCAAUUUGGGGAUGAAAUAAUUCUUACAAGCAGAGAGAACACUACAUUUACUAUCUUCACCUAAAACAAGUGAAAUACACUCUGUCCUUCGUUUCCGAAAUGGUCUGACCGCAUUUAAACCAGAGAAACUUGCCCACCCCACCCUGCCUUCUGCAGUAGAAAUAACAUUUAAUAUAGCUGGAAUAGAUCACUUUCAGUCUUGACCAAUGGGGUGUCCUGUGACCUUUUUGGACGUAUUAAAAAAAUAAACCAGUUCUCUGGAGUCGUGCAAUUAAGAUGCCUUUUACAGUAGCCAAGUAAACUACCUAAAUUAAAAUAUUUAAUAUAUACCUUAAUGUAAAGUCCUGCUGGCUGGGAAGUGUGUUUUAUCCUGGUAAGAAUGUACUCUUUGAACAGACAUUGUGGCACAUCCAGUAUUUGGCUGCUGAGCUUUUUUCAGUCAAAUACAGUAGUAUGGGUGGAAUAACUAGGAAGCAUCUAAAUAGAUUCUCUUUCUCUCCUUUUACAGCUAAGAAAUAAGACAUAUUGGGGAGAGGAGACUUGGUGGAGAGUGAUACUGUCUUUGCUUGCCAAGUUGAGUUUCUUUGCCUCGUUUUAAUCAGUUUUUUAUUAAUAUUUCACCCCAUUCAGUGUUGGCUUGCAGCCUUGUCCCUCACAGCAUGCUUGAUUGGCCUGAUCGAUAUUAAUAUGAAGAGAUUUGUUUUGUGUGUUUUUUUUUCUCCCCAGCCUUGGCUCUUUAAGCACUGGCUGCUUAAGAGGCCCCUGUAUCCUGCAGGCUUUCUCUUCCAUGGCUUUCUAUACAGAUCUCAAGCUGCUGUCGCUGCCCACCUAGAAAUAUGAGACUUGCAAGGGCUACUUAAACCCCAAAGUCUUGUAAGCAUUCAAACACAUGACUGUGUGCAAUAUCUAAAUCUAUGAAAUCUAAUCGAGUGUUGGGCUAAGCAGUCGCGCCUGUAAGAAGCUAGUGCACUUGUGUGCUGGAUUUGGGACUCUGAAGUGUACGCUGGUGCCUCUUGGGUGAGCUUUCUAAAGAUAGGAUUUUUUAUUUUUUUUUUUCAUGUGCAAAUGUAUUUGAGUUUACAAACAUGCUGCACAAAACAACUGCAGUUUGUAGCUGCAUCAAAGUACAGACAAGCGGGAAAGGGCAGCAAUGUUCAGACUGCCGACUGAAUUGGGGCAUGGAACCCCUGUGUCUGGGGUUUGGGGUUUGGGGGGUGGGGUGGGGGGGGGGGGGUUGAACUAAUCUGUACCCUGUACUGCAGCGGAGCUGUGACUACAGAGGGGUCGCCACUGUGAGUAUUGGAACACGAUCUUUUGUAAAUAUGUACGUCUGAGAAACGGAGGAAACAGCUUGUGUGUGUUUGCACGCCUGGCGAACAGGAGCUGCAAAAUCAAUAAGGGAGAGAGACUAAAGCCGUCGGGCUCGCUGUGCAGACUCUAAUAGACUUUAGAUCGGUACAAUGCUUCACAGACCCUCAAACUUGGCUCUUACAAAAGAAAAUGUGGGGGAGGGAGGGAGGGGGAGGGCAGUAAUAAUAAUAAACUAAAGUAUUAUUGUGCAAGCUUAUCCCUCCAGCACAGUCUCACCACCCAACGACUCCCUUCCCCCUCUAUUUGGGGUCUGUGCUAGUCUAGCUAGGGUGUGAGGCUCUGAGCGGAGGGUAGCUCAUUUAUCUGGGUAUUAAUAAAGAAGUGUCCUUUUUUUGUUUUUAAAAGGUGCUUCUGAAGUCUGGAUGCUGUAAAGGUUUUGGAGUGGUGCAGUGUGUCAAACGAAACAUGAGAGCCAGCAGGAAGGUCUAGACCUCGCCAUGAGAUCAUGCAACUCCCACCCCGGCACGCAACACUCCAAACCUUUACAGCAUCUCCACACUGGAAGGGUUAACCCUGUUUCUCCCUCCGGAGUUUGAGCCCUGACACUCGAGACAUUUCCACUGGAGUUUAUUGAGGGGGGUUAAAAAAAAAAAAAGAAACUAGUGGACAUUUCUGAGCAUGUUGAGGGAGAAAAAGGGGUUAAAAUAAUCUGCGCAAGAUAGCAGGUGAGGG